AUGGCGGCGUUCUGGAACUCGACCGUCGUGUUCCCCAAUCACACCUCGACCCAGACCUACCUCGGCGUGCUCGACGACGUCAACAAGUACAAUGUCCAGCUCAACAUCGUCGAACGUCUCUGGGCCGCCUGGUACCUGUGGAUGCAGAACGACAUCCUCGCCACCGGCAUCAUGACCUUUGUCAUGCACGAGGUCGUCUACUUUGGCCGCAGUUUGCCGUGGAUCAUCAUCGACGCGAUCCCUUACUUCCGCAGGUGGAAGCUUCAACAGCAAAAGAUCCCGACCUGGAAAGAACAGUUCGAAUGCGCCGCCCUCGUCCUCUUCAGCCACUUCACCGUCGAGCUCCCACAGAUCUGGCUCUUUCACCCCAUCGCCACCUGGUGCGGUCUCGACUACGCCGUGCCCUUCCCUCCCUGGUGGAAGAUGGCCUACCAGAUCGCCGUCUUCUUCGUCCUCGAAGACACAUGGCACUAUUGGGUGCACCGCGGCGCCCACUGGCCGCCGCUGUACAAGGCCGUCCACAAGAUGCACCACUACUACUCGGCGCCCUUUGGCAUGACGGCCGAGUACGCCUCCCCGAUCGAGGUCAUGUUCCUCGGCCUUGGCACCGUCGGCUCGCCCGUCCUCUGGGUUCUCAUCACCAAGGACCUGCACCUGUUCACCAUGUACAUGUGGAUCGUCCUACGCCUGUUCCAGGCCAUCGAUAGCCACUCGGGCUACGACUUCCCCUGGUCCUUGCGGCACUUCCUCCCCUUUUGGGCCGGCGCCAGUCACCACGAUGUCCACCACGAAAAGUUCAUCGGCAACUAUGCUUCGAGCUUCACCUGGUGGGACUGGCUCAUGGAUACCGAGGCCGGCGCCGAAGCCCACCAACGCCGGCGCGAGAAGAGGCUGGCCAAAGCCAAGAAGGCUCAGUGA
Molecule: messenger RNA, 918 nt
Organism: Colletotrichum higginsianum IMI 349063
Lineage: Eukaryota; Fungi; Ascomycota; Sordariomycetes; Glomerellales; Glomerellaceae
Product: Fatty acid hydroxylase
Exons: 3
Coding region: 1-918 (305 amino acids)
Biological process (GO): ergosterol biosynthetic process
Molecular function (GO): iron ion binding; C-4 methylsterol oxidase activity
Source: RefSeq, a predicted model, not a curated record